UCUCUUUCUCUCUGUCUGUGUUUUGUCUCUGUUUAGUAGAAUCCAUUAAACUGAGUUUCUGAGACACAACAAAAUGGGGAGGCAGCCAGCAGAUAAGGCAAAACCAAAACACAGGAAGGGGUUAUGGUCACCUGAAGAAGACAAUAAGCUCAUAAACUACAUCCUCAAGCAUGGCCAUGGCUGCUGGAGCUCUGUUCCCAUUAAAGCAGGCUUGCAGAGGAAUGGGAAGAGUUGCAGAUUAAGGUGGAUCAACUAUCUAAGGCCAGGAUUGAAGAGAGGGAUGUUUAGCAAACAAGAGGAGGAGACAAUCUUGACUCUUCACCACAUGUUGGGCAACAAGUGGUCACAGAUAGCACAGCAGUUACCAGGAAGGACAGAUAAUGAGAUAAAGAACCACUGGCAUUCAUAUUUGAAAAAGAAAGUGGCCAAGUCAGAAGAAAUAAAAUCUCAAAAUAAUAAACAAAUGCAGCAUGCUAGUUCAAGCUCAGAUACCUUUGAUUCCUCUUCACCAUUAAGUCAAAAACCAGCAAUUCCAACCUCUGAUCACUUCUCUUCUUUGCAAAACUAUAACUUCAUCAAAGAGGCUACUCAGAGCUCCUUACCAAAACUUCUAUUUGCUGAGUGGCUUUCGCUAGAUCGAGCCAACAGUGGGAUCCCUGCAAAUGCUGGUGAUGACCCUUUUGUGUUUGGAAAUGAAAGUUUUGAUCAAUACUCUGAUUUCCAUGAAGUCGCAAUGCAUGGAGUAUCAGAAGGAGGAACCUAUGGAGGAGAGUUCCUUAAUUAUCUAACGACCACAGAUGCAGCAGCAGCAGCUACUGAAGUGUUCAAUGCACAGUUCAAGAUAGCAAAUCAAAUGGCGGGAAAUGGGGUCAUCCAUUUCCCAAGUUUCAGCAUGAACAAUGAUGAAAUGUACAUAUAGAAGCAGAGUUUCCAAAGCAACUCAAAGAAGGAAGAAUAGUUUAUAAUACUUUACAGGAAAAAAAAUCAACCUACAUUAUAAACACACAAACACGCGCGCGCACUUUCAUUAUGAAGUUAGUCACUUCAAAUGAGUUCGAUAGGAUACCAGAAAAGUGUAAUUUAACUGUUACUCAUUCUGAGUUGCUUCUGCAUGCAUCUAUAAAAUCUUGUUUCUGAUUACAGAGUCAACAUGUUGUGGUUUCAUUUCAAUGAUGUUUGCUGCAAAUCUUGCA
Molecule: messenger RNA, 1193 nt
Organism: Prosopis cineraria
Lineage: Eukaryota; Viridiplantae; Streptophyta; Magnoliopsida; Fabales; Fabaceae
Product: transcription factor LAF1-like
Exons: 3
Coding region: 74-919 (281 amino acids)
Source: RefSeq, a predicted model, not a curated record